Messenger RNA from Tarenaya hassleriana, 348 nucleotides. RefSeq names its product tropinone reductase homolog At2g29300. The record is from RefSeq and is a predicted model, not a curated record. Gene Ontology annotation, molecular function: oxidoreductase activity. The transcript has 2 exons. NCBI's taxonomy places the organism in Eukaryota, Viridiplantae, Streptophyta, Magnoliopsida, Brassicales, Cleomaceae. Bases 1 to 348 code for a protein of 115 amino acids.
AUGGAUAGCAGAUGGAGUCUCCAGGGCAUGACGGCUCUCGUGACCGGCGGAGCCAAUGGGAUCGGGCACGCCGUAGUGGAGGAACUAGCGAGUUUCGGAGCGAGAAUCCACACGUGCGACAAGUCAGAAGUUAGCCUUGACCGAAGUUUACGCGAGUGGAAAGAGAAGGGCCUUCGAGUCAGUGGUUCAGUCUGUGAUGUAUCCUCCCGUUCCGACAGGGAGAAACUGAUGGAAACUGUUUCCUCUUUGUUUGGCGGCAAACUCAACAUUCUCGUACGUAAUAAUCUGUUGUGCGGAAGCGUACCGGGUCUCAAAUGUGAGACGAUGGAAUCGAACGAGAGAAAGUAA